Pseudogymnoascus verrucosus is the source of this 1386-nucleotide messenger RNA. RefSeq lists its product as uncharacterized. Gene Ontology annotation, molecular function: acetate transmembrane transporter activity. The transcript is spliced from 3 exons. Gene Ontology annotation, cellular component: plasma membrane. NCBI's taxonomy places the organism in Eukaryota, Fungi, Ascomycota, Leotiomycetes, Thelebolales, Thelebolaceae. The record is from RefSeq and is a predicted model, not a curated record. The coding region runs from base 43 to 906 and encodes 287 amino acids.
UUCUACCUUUUUUCUGAAAGUUGCUCUUGCUCGAGACUUGCUAUGGCUUCUACAACUGCAACUAUAGACCAUGCCCUUCACAAGGAGCUAGAGAACGAUGAGGUACGCCGGUGGCGUAGUGCCAAUGGACAAGAGGCUACGAUGCGCUCCUACGGAGGAAACCCGCUGGCUCACAUGAAUACGGGGGAAUCAGCCAGAUAUGCUGCCUUUGGAGGAGAGUUCCAGCCAGGUCUCUACAAACCUACCACUAGCCGGAAGUUUGGCAACCCCGCUCCUCUCGGACUGAGCGCUUUUGCCUUGACCAGCUUCGUUCUCUCUCUCAUCAACGUCCAGGCCAAGAACGUUACUGAGCCUAACAUUGUCGUUGGGUUGGCAUUUGGAUAUGGUGGACUUAUCCAGUUGUUAGCUGGCAUGUGGGAGAUGGCUAUAGGAAACACCUUUGGUGCCACUGCACUAUCGUCGUAUGGCGGCUUUUGGAUGUCCUUUGCUAUCGUUUUCACCCCUGGCGGCUUCGACAUCAAAGCUGCAUUUGAUGGGGGAGACGCCAACGACUUCGCCAACGCGUUUGGCUUCUUCCUCAUCGGUUGGUUCAUCUUUACUACUUUAAUGCUCCUCUGCACUCUGCGCUCUACCGUCGCCUUCUUCCUGGUGUUUUUGACUGUCGACCUGGCCUUCCUGAUGCUCGCUAUUGGAUACCUAAAUGCCGAGGGGGGCGAACCAAAUGCCAACUGUAUUAAGGCUGGUGGUUACUUUGGUCUCAUGACUGCCUUUAUGGCGUGGUACAAUGCGUUCGCUGGUAUUGCAGAUAGCAGUAACUCCUUCUUCGUUGUCCCCGUUGCGCAUUUCCCAUGGUCUGCCAAGGCCCGCGAGAAGGCAGCCAGCGAGUCAGAGCGCGAGAGCGUUUAAAACAAUCCUCCGAUUUGAAGAACAAACUGACAUCGCAAAAAAAAAAUGCAGCAUUUGCGAAACCUACAUACGGAUGCGCCUAAUUGGGGGUCGAACCACCAUCAUCGACUAGCAAAGGCACGCUUUGACCAGACUCGGGAAAGCCAGUACCCUUGAAGUCUCUUAGUUUUGCAAUUUGUUAUGAGCAUGGGAUAUCUCACAGUCCUAACACUUGGCCUCAACCUUGUAGAGUCGUUCAGUGGCACCUAUAAUCUCUUUUUUUGCUCUCACAGGCUGCUGUUGUUUUUGGCACUGGCGAUGCCCCUAACCUAGCAAAUUGAGAACGAAGCCACUCAUUAUCGCCAGGUAUCAUUGUGGGCAGUUAGAUGUAGCGAGAACUGAAGGGACAGGAAUUUUUGAUUGAGGAGUGAAAGCGACAGGAACUGCAGAAAUAUAAAAAAAGAGAAGAGAGAGUUUAGAAGAGCGUUCAGCGAUAGAGGG